GGCCAUUUGCAGUCUGUUUUGGCGUCGCGGGUGUGAAGGAACGCACUUCGUUUUUACAUUUAGUUUUAGGUUUAGAGCGUUCGACUUAAUGCCGGUGUCGUCCAAUUUAAGUUAGACACAGCAUUAAGCAACGGCCUUUUAUAUUUGUAAACGUUUAAAAAACGUACACAUAAAUAUUAAGGAUUAAGAUGGGUCGCAGUCGUAGCCCCGCUUCGCCCGCACACAGACGAAGGGAAAAGGAGCGCACAGAACGCAAAAAGCGCCGAGAAAGACGCUCAAGAGAAAGAGAAGCCAUUGGGAUUGGCACCAGCAGCAGUCGCCGUGAGCGGGAACGUGAUCGUGAGCGCGAAAGAAGCCGCAGCCGGGACCGUGAGCGUGAGCGCGACCGUGAACGUGCGAGGGGAAGGCGUUCGAGAUCCCGUUCACGUCGUGCAGGCAGCAGCUCAGGCCCUUCGACAUCCAGACGCGCCACACGGAACAAUUCAGCGAAUGCAGCUGCAGAGCGUCCAAAGAUCAAUGAAGCAGAUCUGGAGGGUAAAUCGCCGGAAGAGGUUGAGAUGCUGAAAACAAUGGGCUUCUGCACCUUUGACACCACCAAGAACAAGAAAGUCGAGGGCAACGAUGUUGGUGAAGUGCAUGUAAUCCUCAAGCGCAAGUAUCGCCAGUAUAUGAACCGUAAGGGUGGCUUCAAUCGGCCGCUCGACUUUGUCGCAUAGCCAGCGGCAACUAGUUUUUUAAAUAUUACUGCUACAUUUUUUCACGUCCCUUGCGACUGCAAGGCGACGGACCUGCAAUUUUAUGCAAUAGACCGGUUUACAAAAUUCCCCAAAUUUGCCACACAAAAUUUCCACAAUCAUCACUCAACACAUACAAAUACCUCAUAUACAACUAGCCAGUUAUUUAGUAGUUUAAGUCAAUUGCGUUGUUUUAAAAUUAGCUUUUGUGCGCCUUCAAAGCAAAACAAGAGUUAAUUUUACAACGAUGGCAACGC
Drosophila arizonae is the source of this 991-nucleotide messenger RNA. RefSeq names its product U4/U6.U5 small nuclear ribonucleoprotein 27 kDa protein yantar (gene ytr). Lineage: Eukaryota; Metazoa; Arthropoda; Insecta; Diptera; Drosophilidae. The record is from RefSeq and is a predicted model, not a curated record. Gene Ontology annotation, biological process: RNA splicing. Gene Ontology annotation, cellular component: precatalytic spliceosome.